Rangifer tarandus platyrhynchus (Svalbard reindeer) is the source of this 2106-nucleotide messenger RNA. The record is from the annotation of a GenBank genome assembly. NCBI's taxonomy places the organism in Eukaryota, Metazoa, Chordata, Mammalia, Artiodactyla, Cervidae.
AUGUUGGGGAACAUCAAAUUCAUUGGAGAACUUGGAAAGCUUGAUCUUAUUCAUGAAUCUAUCCUUCAUAAGUGCAUCAAAACACUUUUGGAAAAAAAGAAGAGAGUCCAACUCAAAGAUAUGGGAGAGGAUUUGGAGUGCCUCUGUCAGAUAAUGAGGACAGUGGGACCUAGGUUAGACCAUGAACGAGCCAAGUCCUUAAUGGAUCAGUACUUUGCCCGAAUGUGCUCCUUGAUGCUAAGUAAGGAAUUGCCGGCGAGGAUUCGUUUCCUGCUGCAGGAUACCGUAGAGUUGCGAGAACACCAUUGGGUUCCUCGCAAAGCUUUUCUUGACAAUGGACCAAAGACGAUCAAUCAAAUCCGUCAAGAUGCAGUAAAAGAUCUAGGAGUGUUUAUUCCUGCUCCUAUGGCUCAAGGGAUGAGAAGUGACUUCUUUCUGGAGGGACCGUUUAUGCCACCCAGGAUGAAAAUGGAUAGGGACCCACUUGGAGGACUUGCUGAUAUGUUUGGACAAAUGCCAGGAAGCGGAAUUGGUACUGGUCCAGGAGUUAUCCAGGAUAGAUUUUCACCCACCAUGGGGCGCCAUCGUUCAAAUCAGCUCUUCAAUGGCCAUGGGGGACACAUAAUGCCUCCCACACAGUCGCAGUUUGGGGAGAUGGGAGGCAAGUUUAUGAAAAGCCAGGGGCUAAGCCAGCUCUACCAUAACCAGAGUCAGGGACUCUUAUCCCAGCUGCAAGGACAGUCGAAGGAUAUGCCACCUCGGUUUUCUAAGAAAGGACAGCUUAAUGCAGAUGAGAUUAGCUUGAGGCCUGCUCAAUCUUUCCUAAUGAAUAAAAAUCAAGUGCCAAAGCUUCAGCCCCAGAUAACUAUGAUUCCUCCUAGUGCACAACCACCACGCACUCAAACGCCACCUCUGGGACAGACACCUCAGCUUGGUCUCAAAACUAAUCCACCACUUAUCCAGGAAAAGCCUGCCAAGACCAGUAAAAAGCCACCACCAUCAAAGGAAGAACUGCUUAAACUAACUGAAACUGUUGUAACUGAAUAUCUGAAUAGUGGAAAUGCAAAUGAAGCUGUCAGUGGUGUAAGAGAGAUGAGAGCUCCUAAACACUUCCUUCCUGAGAUGUUAAGCAAAGUAAUCAUCCUGUCACUGGAUAGAAGUGAUGAAGAUAAAGAAAAAGCAAGUUCUUUGAUCAGUUUACUCAAACAGGAAGGGAUAGCCACAAGUGACAACUUCAUGCAGGCUUUCCUGAAUGUAUUGGACCAGUGCCCCAAACUGGAGGUUGACAUCCCCUUGGUGAAAUCAUAUUUAGCACAGUUUGCAGCUCGUGCUAUCAUUUCGGAGCUGGUGAGCAUUUCAGAACUAGCUCAACCACUGGAAAGUGGCACCCAUUUUCCUCUCUUCUUACUUUGUCUUCAGCAAUUAGCUAAAUUACAAGAUCGAGAAUGGUUAACAGAGCUUUUCCAACAAAGCAAGGUCAAUAUGCAGAAAAUGCUCCCAGAAAUUGAUCAAAAUAAGGACCGCAUGUUGGAGAUCUUGGAAGGAAAGGGACUGAGUUUCUUAUUCCCACUUCUCAAAUUGGAGAAGGAACUGUUAAAGCAAAUAAAGUUGGAUCCAUCCCCUCAAACCAUAUAUAAAUGGAUUAAAGAUAACAUCUCUCCCAAACUUCAUGUAGAUAAAGGAUUUGUGAACAUCUUAAUGACUAGCUUCUUACAGUACAUUUCUAGUGAAGUAAACCCACCCAGUGAUGAAACAGAUUCUUCCUCUGCUCCUUCCAAAGAACAGUUAGAGCAGGAAAAACAACUGCUUCUUUCCUUCAAGCCAGUAAUGCAGAAAUUCCUUCAUGAUCAUGUUGAUCUACAAGUUAGUGCCCUCUAUGCUCUUCAGGUGCACUGCUACAACAGCAACUUCCCAAAAGGCAUGUUACUCCGCUUUUUUGUUCACUUCUAUGACAUGGAAAUUAUUGAAGAAGAAGCUUUCUUGGCUUGGAAAGAAGAUAUAACCCAAGAGUUUCCAGGGAAAGGCAAGGCUUUGUUCCAGGUGAAUCAGUGGCUAACCUGGCUAGAAACUGCUGAAGAAGAAGAAUCAGAGGAAGAAGCUGACUAA